AAAAGAUCCCCAGUUUGUGGGGUGCCCAGUGCCCAGUUUGGGGGUUCCCGGUUUAAGGGUGUGUGUCCCGGGUGGGGGGUGGGGGGGGGCACACUCUGCUUUGUGCCCCCCAGGGCGGUUUGGGGGUUUUGGGGUGGCGCCGAGGGGUUUUGGUGGCGCUUUGGGGUUGAGCGCCGGGGCUCUCUGCUGGGUGAAGCGCGGUGCUUUUAUUUGCUGUUAACCCCCCCCCAUUAAAAAAAAAAAAAAUCCUCUGAUCCCCUUCUGGAGGCACCCGGCAGCAGGUGCUCCGUCCCCAGGGAGGGGUGGAAGCGCCGUGUUUCAGAUUUCAGCGCGGAAAUGUUGGAAGAAUAGGAUUGGGGGCGGAGGGGUGAGCGUGGCUGGGCUGGGGGGGGGCUGGCGAGCGGCCCCGAGGUCUGGGAAGGUUUUGGGGCUUGGUUCUGCCCCGGGGGGGGCUUUGUUCUGAAUCCGUGCUGUCUGCUUUGGGGUGCCUUAGGGCAGUGUGGAAUGGGAGCCACAUCAGCUCUCCGGGUCUGCCAGGACCCUAAAAAACAGCCCCCGGCUGUGCCAAGCAUCUGGGGGCUCGUGGUGGGUUUUGGGGGAAUACAGGGAAAUGCAGAGCUCCCAGCCAUGAGGGUCUGCCGAAUUCCCCCAAACUCCUGCAGAAACCCCAAUGGUGAAUUUCGUGGGAAGUCUGACUUGGGUGCUUUGACCCCCCCUGCCUCAAAGGGUUGAAAUCUGGUGUUAGGAGCUGAACCUUAGGCUGUAUGGUGCUGAAUUCAAUUUUCAGGCAGGUUUUUGUUUUAAAAAAAUCAUCCUUAACAACGUGAAGCCCGGCAGCGUUGGUGUCUGCGUGCGCAAAACUUCGGCGGGGCAGGUUUGCGACAUGGCAAGAACCAAACCCAGCUGCGCAAGGCUCGUGGCACCUCUUGCUAAACGCUGCUUGGAUUUAACCCCCCCUGCAAACUCCCUUGGCGCCUCCUGUCUGAAACACAACCAAAGCCGUGUCCCUUUCUGAAAAAUGAAUGCAAAGGAGGGGAAAAAAGCCCUGCGAGGAGCCGACCCCUUUCCAAAUGCCUGCCAGCGGAGGCAUUGCCCCGUUUGCAGCGCUGCAUUUUGGGGCUGAGCCCGGCUGCAGCUCCCUGAGAUGGCGACCGCGCUGCGUCCCCUCCAGCCGAGGGCCUUGCACCCAGCAGGCGGCCCCAGCCAAGCACCGUGUGCUGCGGUGCCUUCGGCUGCCCCAAACCUGCCCAUGGGCAUGCUCGGGCUUCCCCUCUUUGCUGCGAGCCCGGCGAGGAAUUUGGUUUCUGUCCCUGGCUGAGGACUGCUGUUAUUAAUAUCCCUCCCUCGUUAUUUCUUCUGCGCCGCCGCUUUCCAGGCUGAAAGCCAGAAGAGACGCUGCCGCCGAGGCGGGGUUUGGGAGCGGGACCGGCGAGGUUUGUGUUGUGCAGUUUGCAAAAACAUUGCAAAAUGCAAAAAAUUCUGCAAUUCAACAUGCAAAAAUCUGUAAAAAAAAAACCGCUCAACAAUUCCGCAGUGAGCCCAGAAAGCAAAAACAGCUGGAAGUGGUGCUACCAGAAGGGGGUUUUUCUCCCCCUCCUGGGUGAGCGCAGUGCGGGGGCUCCACGUGCGCCGUGCCGGGCUGGGGUGAGCAACCCCAAAUAACCCAGGGUGAUAAGGUGAGCGUCACGCCGGCCCUGACUUUCUCAAGGCACUGCGGGGCCUGAACUCUUCCUCCCCAUGGAGCUCCUGUCCCAGGAGGGCAUCACCGGGGCACAGCGUCCUCACCCUCCUGGGGUGACUUCUCCAUGUCCUGAAGAGCUCCCAGCGGAUAAGAAACAUUUCUCCUCCCUCCACAAAGCAGAGGAGCUUGCCCAGACCCUUUGGGGGAGCACCAGGACCGGAGACCCCCAAAUCUGAUACCCAAGUGAGAAACCUUCCCCUGCCUGCACCGUGGAAAGGCAGCGCCAUCACCUCGGAGCUUCCUCGCGAAUCCCUGCUGCAAUAUUUAUGACCGGCUGCAAUCAAUAAUUAACCCCUGGGAGGGAAAGGGCCUGAGCGCUGGGGUGAAGGGUGCUGUGGGUGUGCUCGAGGUCUAUGCCCAGCCCAGGCUGGGGCAAGGUUGGAAGGAAAGGAAGGGAAAAUCCUGAAGCAGCCCUCCAGCGCCAAGGGGCUGGGCUGACGGAGAGCACACGUGCCCUUUGUGCCUGGAAGGAAGGGGCCAAAUCUGUCAGGUGCUGCCUUGUUUUGAAAGCUCUGUUGGGAAGCCUACCCUGGGGACGGCUCGAGCCACGUUGGAACAGUCUGCCUGUAGGAAGCUCUUCUCUCCGCCUCGAAAGCAUCCUCGGCUGAUGCUGCUGUCCCUAAACUUAGAGGCGCAGCGCUGACGAGCUCCCUGCGAGGGCUGCAACUUCAGCAAAGCACCACGGAAAGAAGGAAAAGGCUGCUGGGGGGAGCCGCUGCUGCCUGAAAGCUGGAGGGAUGCUGAGCUGUGAGCGGGUCCUGGGCUGGGGCAGGGGGCCCACGCUGCCCCAAAAUGUUCCUUGGAGGUGGGUUCCUCCAGGGCUGCCUGCUUUGGGGGAUGCACCUGGCCGGGCUGCUCCGUCCCCGGGACCUGGUGGUGCUGCCAGGGCUGGGAAAGUGAAAAAGCCAGCAGCAAUAAAACUUCAAUUUAAGUUUUCCCAAUAAAACUGGGAAGCUGCCCAUGUGGGAUGAAGGAGGGCAGUCGUGGCCAGGCCCCUGCCCUGCUCGCCCCUGUGGAGCAUCACCAAAUUCCCCCAGCCCCAAGCCCGCAUCCUGCCCCGUGCUGUCCCCGGACGCACUGGGGUGACCCCGGGACACCUCGCAUUGCCUCAGAGAAACUGCAGGUUUUUUAUUAUAAAAAAUACAAUAGUGUGUUUAAAUUAAAAGCACGUUUAACUAUUAACACGGCACACGGCAGCACCUAACAGAUGGCUUUUCAAACGCAGCUGAGGGGCUGCCCAGUGGGGACCUGUGCUGGGGUUUCGUUGCGCAUCCCUUUCCUUGUGGUGCUCGCCUGUCCCCAUGCGUCUUCCACCCCGUUGUGCCCCUACAGCAACUUCCCCACUGAAGCCACCCUUAGGGCUGUGCCAUCCCCUCUGGGUCCCGCUAGGAAAGUCCCGUGGGGCUGGGACUGCUGCUUGUUGUCAAAUAAUGCUGGUGGAGGCACUACAGCGAUGCUCCAAGCCCCGGGGGAUGGAUGCCUCUGCUUUCCUUCAAUGUUGUGCAGCUGAACGGGGCUGGGGCUCCUCCAAAAGCAGAUUUCUUGCACGGGGUGGGACACGAUGCCCCGAUACCUCCCCAGUGCAGCCCCUCUCGUUGCAGCACCCGAUUGAGGAGCGAUGUAAUUACUGCAAAGGCAAAUCCGUGCCGGCCCUGCCUGCUUGGUCGCGCUCCAAGGAAGGCAGCGUUUCCUUGCAAAGUACGGGGCCAUGAAUAUUUCAUGCCUGAGGAGGAUAUUUCUUUCAGGAGGAUGUCGCAUGAAUUAUGGAGGAGCUGGGAGGAGCAGGCGGGCGCUAUUUUGGCAGGGCCAGCUCCCACAGAGGGGCUCGGUGCUGCCGUGGUGCUGCCCUGGUGCCGGGGGUCCCGAGUGGCAGAGGGGGGCUCGGGGCAAGGCUGCCCUCAUGGGGAGGUGCAGCCCUGUCCUGAUGCAGGGCUCUUCGCUUCCAAGCAGGUUGGUGCCUGCGUAGUGAACGGGGAAGCUCUGCACGAGGUUGGGUUUGGGAAGAGCAUCGCAGCCGAUGGCUUGGGGACCCUUGGGAGAGGCACCAGGGCUCCCCAGGUAGCUGGAGGGGAGCAGCACGGCAGUCGCAGCCCUUCCCUGCUCCACGCAGCCCUCCUGGCUCUUCCUCAUCUCCUGUGCGUCCUCACGACUGGCUGCGGGCUCAGGAUGCUGCUGCUCAGCACCGGCUCCCCCCAGCACCCUGCGCCUCUCCCAGCGCAAUGUGCUGCUCCCGCUCUGCCCCAUCCCCACGGGUGUCCUGCUGCCUGUCUGCUCCGGCAGGGCUGGGGGGAAUUAACUCUGCACCACCAGAGGCUUUCGUGUUCGUUAAAACAUAAAGAUUUUCCUCUAAUUGUCCUGUUGGUGCAGGGGAAGUAUGUGCUGUCUGGCCGUCACAGUUAAUUUUACCACCAAAUGUGCUCUCUCCUUCUUCUGGCUCCUUUUUUUUUUUUCUUUCUUUUUUUUUCUUUAAAGAGAGAUUCCAGCUGCCCACAGGAACAGUAGGUGGAAAAAACCCUCCCGCAUCCACGUGGAAGCCCAAGCAGAGCUGAGCUCCCCUUUUUUUGGGAACCUCCCCAGGCCUGGGGAAUGGUGCUGGCCUCCCGGGAUGUGGCAUACCGGGUCCGCAGAUGCCCAGUGCCAAGCCGGGCUCUUGCUGCCAGAUGAAACUCCUAAAAAUAAGAUGGGAAUAAAAGCCCCCGCUCGCUGCCACCGGCUCUGCUUUAACUGCAGAUUAAAGUGGUUUCUGCUUCGUGCAAUGGCCCAAAAUAGGCGGCAGCGCUAAUGACAUUAGUGCUGCUGGCUUGUUAGGCAGCUCCGCGGCUUGGGUCCUGCUCCGGGUCCCUCUGGGGCUUGAUCCUUGCUGGCCUCGUGCCUUCGGAGCAGGACGGCAGCUUCGGCUCCCAGCUACAGCCAGGAGGGAAGAGAGGGGCCGGGAGGGUCAUUUGUGGCGUGGCUUUUCUUGUUUUUCUAUCAUUUAGACCCAAAAUUUGGAGUAACCGCCUACCCAAACCAGCCCCGGCCACAUCACUGGGUCUGAGCUGAGCGAACUCUCGCCCUCUGACAAAGAGUCCUCCAAAACCAAUAAAUCCACCACAACUAUUAGUUUUAUUUUAUUUACUUUAUUUUAUUUUUAAGGACUCUUUAAGGGGUGUUAGCACUGGGCGAGGACUGGCCGGGUGUCAGCGGGGAGGCAGCGGCAGCGUGCUGCGGGCGCUUGCUGUCGCUCAGCGUUAGCUGGGGAAGCGUCAAAGCCACCACUGCUGCGUGGCCCCGUGCUCACGGCGCAGAAAACCUCGUUCCUCUAAAAAAAUCCCUUCUUUCUUUUCCCUUCUGGCUUUCUAAGGAGGGUGGGAGCAACCUGGGGAGGCAGGGGGGUGAGAGCUGGGUCCGCUUGCCAUUGUUCUUUGCAUUUGGGAACGUGUUCAGCCUCUGAUACUGUUAGGAAGGGGGGUAAAAAAAAAUAAAAAUCAAUGUGUUUUGUCCAAGUGUUAGCCUGGGCAGACACGGACAGACCUGGAACCUUGUUUGGAGCAUCGCAGCCCAUCUUGUGCUGGCGUCGGGUAAAAUAACCCGGUGCCUUUUGUGCCACCGAGCGCUCAGCUCACGCAGGUUGGCAGCUGGGUUUUGAGGGAUCCCCAGCAACCUGGGCAGCAUCUCCUCUUGUCCUUGCCUGUGAGCCAUCGUUGUGGCUGGGAUGGGACCGAUUCACCCAAUUUGGCUUCCUUCCUGCUCUCCUGGGCACGUGUGUGGGGUUCAAGCCGUGCUCCCAGACCCCAUUCCCCUUCCCAGCGCGGCUGUGCCAGGGCAGCAGCCACAAGAGGGAAGCAAAACAUCGCUCAAAGGCUGGAGCCAGCUGAAAGCUGCUGGGUGGGGGUGGAAAAGGAAAAGGGGCAUUUAUGGGUUAUGGCUUUGGUCCCCGGGCAGUGCUCGGUGUGCCGGGCAUGGCCUGGCUGGGCACACCGCGUGGGCGCAGGUUUUGGGGUGAGCGCGGAGCGCAUGGGGGGCGGCUGAUGGCAGAGACAAAGUGUUGCAAAGCGUGGGAUGAAACCUCAGCACAAUCCCUGCCCUGCACGCUGGAUUCGUGGGCUCAUUCCUAUCGGGAAUUCAGCUUUGUUCCUUCACUGAGCCAAACUCGGUGCUGCUGGAGCCUCUGGUGCCUGCCGCUGGUGCAGCCCCUGCGAUGCCCCAGGGUGUUUUUGCUGCUGUCUGAGCCCAGAGGUGCACCGAGCUGUGCCGGCCUCUGCCCAGCACCUCGGGGUGCUCAGUGGGGUGCAGGGUGGCUCUGCUGGGUGCUGCUGGCUCUGGUUUUGUUGGCUCUCCUGCCAUUAGGUGGGAGUGUUGCAGAAGAAAAGAGCGCGGGUGCUUCCAUCGCUGGGUUGGGAGCGCAGCUCCAGCACCGCUGUGCCGUGAAACCCAGGCACCGUUCCUUUGUCCUCCUUCACUAUGGGGACAAAGAGGCACAAGGAGGGAUUUUUUUAGGCUGAAUGUGUGCAGGAGAGAGGAAUAAACCCCAAGAAGUGGCUCUAGCAUUGCAGCUGGAGGGGGUUUGGCCAGGGAUGGGCAUCGCUGCCAAGCAGCGGAGCUUGCUGUGGCCCUCGGCUGCUCGCAGAGGAGCAGGUUUGGGACCCCCAGGCUCACCCCGUCCCCUCAGUUCUGGCAUGGGGGGCUUGGGGAGAAGCCCACGAGCCUAGGGAGGUCCCCUCCUCAGUGGUCUCCAGCAAAGAGGCAGGCUGGGGCCUCAAGCAGCAUUUUCCUGGGGGUCCUGCAUCGGCUGGGCAGGACGCGGGCUCCAGGGUUCUGGAAAACUGCUGGAGGGGGCUUGGAGCCCCCCAAAAUGGGGAGGUUGUUGGGCUGGGGGGGCUGCCAGGGGGCUGGCACAGCCGCAGCAGCCUUCCUCGCGAGGAGGAGGGGUUGUGGCUCACAGCCUGCAGACGAAUCAUCCCUCUUUCAUUGCUAAUUCCUCCCCGCAAGCCCGGAUGGGCUGCCUUUUUUCUCCCCCCACCCCUCCCAUUUCUUUAAAAUGCAACUCUUUCCAUCAAAAUCUGGUUAGUCAUGAAGCGUAUAAUGAGUUUUAUAUAUAUUUAAAAUGGUCUGACAUUCGGCAUCCCAUUAUCCCCACUCCUCGAGAGAAACAUGGACUCGAUGUGUGAGUGUUGAUCCAAUAAGAGCGCAGUCAGUACCAUUUUCGCUCUCUGAAAUAUCCAUAUCUAUUACCCAUAUUCAUGUGCUGUUUGUGUGUAGGAGUCUCUUUCUUGUGGAAAGAAAUCCAAGGCUGUUUCUUUUUUUUUAUUUUUUUUUUCCUCGGGCCUAUAAUUUAUGUAUUUUUUGGGCACGCUGAAUUAUUUUGCUUGUUUUUGUUUUGCAAUUUUUUUUUCCCCUCCUUUCUUCAGUAAAUCACAGCUCAGCCUCUAAUUACCCAGCGCAGGAAAGCUUCAACGUCUCUUUUGCGAGUGGUUUUUGUGCCUUCAGCUGGCAAACAGCCGCGAGGGGCUGCGGGGGUGAGCCCGGGGUGCCCCGCUGGGCGCAGGCCCCGUGGUUGCUGAAAUCCAUCCCGAGAGCCUGCGAACUUCCAGCGGAGACUUUUCCGGCUCUCUGUCCUCGCUCUGAGGUUCAUCGCUGCCUGACGUCAGUGAAAACCUUCCUUUUGCUGAAAAAAAAAA
This is a messenger RNA of Anas platyrhynchos (mallard), 7401 nucleotides long. The record is from RefSeq and is a predicted model, not a curated record. NCBI's taxonomy places the organism in Eukaryota, Metazoa, Chordata, Aves, Anseriformes, Anatidae.